CGCGGGAGCUCCUGGGCAGGGCUACCUGAGCUACACGGAACAAUCAGACGAGGCACUUCCGUGUUAAUCUGCGCGAUUUACGCCCCGACUUCCUUUUAUCGUGCCUUCGCUCCGCAUCAGCUGCUGUUCCAGCCGGGCAGGUUCGAGUAGGCGUUGGAGGUUAUUCUUCCUCUCCAGCACUCCGCAAGAACUCAGCUAGCACCAUGGUAUACACCGCGGUUGCGAAGUCUGAGACAGGAGGUGAGACGACUAGAGCGCCGGUGGCAGAAAUCCCGCUCCGAAGAUGUCCGGACACAGGUUAGCUGCCUACCAAGUGGCAAUAAAGAUGACUGGUAAAAGCAGCGCAGGGACCAGCAGUCGCAAGGGCCGUGGUGUUUCAUGGCGGCUCCAGGAAACUUUGGAUCUCCUGGACAUUUGGGGAGAGCAGAAAAUCCAGGACCAGCUCCGCAGCAGCCACCAGAAUAUAGACUUUUUUGAAUACAUUGCCCAGAAGAUGACCACGCGGCGUCAUCGCCGUACUGCCUUAGAAUGCCGCUCCAAGACCAAAGUGAUGAGGCUGGAGUAUAAACGUGUCAUUGAUCACAAUUCCAGGGCAGGGAACAGCAAGGUGACCUGUCCAUUUUAUGAGCAGCUCCACCGGAUCCUUCAAGGGAAUGCAAGUAUGAAACCUGGACGAGUUGGGCGAACCUUGAGUUUCCACCUUGUGCCGCAGCUGGAGGCUGCCCGGGAACACACAAAGCCAGGACUGGAAGAAUUAAUCCCGCAUGAUGUCCAUGUGGUUAGUGUUGGAGAGCACCUCAAACAAGAGGACAUUGAUGACACAGGAGGUGGAAUGGUAACUAGUAAUGAUACUGAGGAGGAAAUGGCAGAGGCUGGGGAUCACGAUAUUACACAAAUGAAGGAGGAAAAGGGCAGUGAAGGCAGUGGAAGAGAUCUGGAUCAUCAGAGACCCCAAAUACACCAAAUAAGCCCGGUGCGUCAAGAUCCCCUCAACAGCGUGCAGCAGGCUCCCCGCAUCAACAUGGUUCCCAAUCCAGCAGCAGCACCGUUGGAUGCUGUGGCCAAACCACCAGCAGCACCUUCUCCUACACCUGAUUUUGCCAUCCUGAGGCCCAAGAAGAGGAAGGGGGCGGAGACCCUGUUUCAGGAAUUACUGCAGCAGUCCAGAGAGGAGCAGGAGGAACUUCUCCUUGAGAUGGGCCGUGACAGAGAGGUAGCACUGAAUCUUCUGAAGGUCUUAAAGGAGGAUGCAACAGAAUGCAGAGAGGAGAGAAAGCAACUUAUGGAGACUCUGCGUGCCCAUAACGAGAUCUUGAAGGGACUAGUCAUUAACUUGAACAACUUCACUGAUGCCUUUGCAAGCCACCCACAGGCCAGGCCUUCUCGCCCAAGUGUGUCCAACAACACUGGAGCACAACGAAGCUACUCAAGGCCUAACGAUGAGAACUGCAGUCCCCGGAGCCCCCUGCGUCGAUUACAUUCUAAUAACCUGUCCUCCUCAUUGUUCUCCACCAAUACCCUACACCACACAGCCUAGUGGACACACAUUUGCCAUAGACGAGAGUAAUGGUAGCUGUGAAGGACAACCAUAGAAAUACAUGUUUUUAUAAAGAGUUCUUUUAGAAAGUUUUUAAAAUCAAGUGUUAAAAAAAUAACUUAAAAUAAACUUGUUACUAAAAAGAUAA
Rhineura floridana is the source of this 1685-nucleotide messenger RNA. Its product is annotated as myb/SANT-like DNA-binding domain-containing protein 7. The record is from RefSeq and is a predicted model, not a curated record. Lineage: Eukaryota; Metazoa; Chordata; Lepidosauria; Squamata; Rhineuridae. Bases 284 to 1537 code for a protein of 417 amino acids. The transcript has 6 exons.